Messenger RNA from Hansenula ciferrii, 612 nucleotides. RefSeq names its product GET complex subunit GET1 (gene GET1). The record is from RefSeq and is a predicted model, not a curated record. The transcript has a single exon. Gene Ontology annotation, cellular component: GET complex. Lineage: Eukaryota; Fungi; Ascomycota; Saccharomycetes; Phaffomycetales; Wickerhamomycetaceae. Gene Ontology annotation, biological process: tail-anchored membrane protein insertion into ER membrane. The coding region runs from base 1 to 612 and encodes 203 amino acids.
AUGGAACCAUAUACUCUAUUAUUAUCCGUGCUUACAUUACUAGCAUACAACUCUUUACUAUCCCACUAUGGGAAAGAUAAUAUCAUUGAAUCAAUAUGGUUAUUAUAUUUGAAAUUUUCAUCAAAUUCACAAAUUAAAUUAUUAAAUUCAUAUAAAUCUGAAAAAAGAACUGUUCAAAUAAAUAAAAAUUCUAUAUCACCACAAGAUCAAUAUGCUAAAUGGACAAAAUUGAAUCGUAAAACUGAUGAAUUAAACAAAAAAAUUGAAGAUUUAGAAUUAGAAAUUAACAAUUCUUCAACAAGUUUCAAAUCAAUAAUUUCAAGAUUUUUACAAAUUAGUUAUUGGUUACCAAUGGUUUUUUUCAGAGUUUGGCAUAGAAAAUCUGUUAUUUUUUGGAUCCCAAAUGAUAUUUUCCCUUGGUUUAUUGAAAAAUCUUUAAGUUGGCCAAGUUCUCCAAUUGGUAGUGUUGGUUUAUCUCAAUGGAUUUUCUUACUAAAUGCAUUUAUUGGUGGGAUUUUAUUCAUUCAAAAAACUUUAACCAGUUCAAAUGAAUUGGAAAAACCAAUUGAUCCUUCAUUAAAAUCUAAAGAUGUUUCUACAAAAGUAAAAUAA